AUGCCUAUUGGUGUUGCAAGCUUUGAACAAAUUAUAUCUGGAGGAUUUACUUUAAUAGAUAAAACUUUAUUAAUAUCUGAAUUUAUCAAAAAUAAUAAUACUGUGUUGAUAAUUUCUCAUCCAGAAAAAUUCAGCAAAACUACAAACAUAACUAUGUUGAAGUGUUUCUUUUCAGUGCCUAACUUACCAGAUAACCUUGGUUAUCAAAGAGCACUAUUUAAGGAGACUAAGGUUAUGGAGAAUUCAGAAAUUAUACAAAACCAUUUCUGCAAACACCCAGUUAUUCACAUCACUUUUAAGAAUUAUAAUAGCUGCAAUAGUUGGAAAUGCAUAGAAGCAAGAUUACAUGAGGAGUUAUCAAGACUUUACAGAGAACACCAAGCUUUUGAAAUAUGA
Dentiscutata erythropus is the source of this 396-nucleotide messenger RNA. NCBI's taxonomy places the organism in Eukaryota, Fungi, Glomeromycota, Glomeromycetes, Diversisporales, Gigasporaceae. The record is from the annotation of a GenBank genome assembly.